Messenger RNA from Ylistrum balloti, 1269 nucleotides. RefSeq names its product kynurenine--oxoglutarate transaminase 3-like. The record is from RefSeq and is a predicted model, not a curated record. Gene Ontology annotation, biological process: biosynthetic process. Bases 1 to 1269 code for a protein of 422 amino acids. Gene Ontology annotation, cellular component: cytoplasm; mitochondrion. NCBI's taxonomy places the organism in Eukaryota, Metazoa, Mollusca, Bivalvia, Pectinida, Pectinidae. The transcript is spliced from 12 exons. Gene Ontology annotation, molecular function: L-kynurenine:2-oxoglutarate transaminase activity; pyridoxal phosphate binding.
AUGUCUGUCAAUGACGAUACCACGAGUUCCAUGUUGAAGAGGCUUGCUGAUGAUCCAAUGCUGGUACUGAAUAAGAUGGCUUCAGAGAAUGGAUCCCUUGACCUUGGUUUGGGAUUUCCAAACUUUCCACCACCACACCACAUCACGCAGGCGCUAAGUGACGCGGCAACAGGAAACAACUUCACGUUACACCAUUAUACCAGUCCGUAUGGUCAUCCUCGUCUGGUGAAUGUCCUGGCUAAGUUGUACUCGAAGUUUCUUUCAACCACGCUGGACCCAACUGACCACGUAUUGAUCACCAUAGGGGCAUUCCAGGGUUUAUCCUCUAUAUGCCAGAGUCUCAUCUACCCGGGGGAUGAAGUGAUUUUGCUGGAGCCAUUCUAUGCCGCAUACAAAACUAUGUUGGAAAUGCGUGGUGCUGUGCCAGUCUAUGUCCCACUGCGACCUUAUAAAGAUGGUGGUGAACAGAGCAGUGCUAACUGGGUGUUCAAUACGGCAGAACUGCAAAAGGCUGUUACAAGCAAAACAAAGGCUAUUUUUCUGAAUACGCCUAUGAAUCCAUUAGGCAAAGUAUUUGACAAGAAGGAACUUCGUGAAAUCUCGGAUCUUUGCGUGAAACAUAACCUACUUUGUGUGGCUGACGAGGUUUAUGAAAGGCUGAUAUAUGGUGGAAAACAACACACUCGGAUAGCGAGUUUCCCUAAUAUGUGGCAGCGCACUAUUAGCCUCGGAAGUGCUGGGAAGAGUUUCAGUGUAACUGGCUGGAAGGUAGGCUGGUGUGUCGGACCUAAACACUUAAUACAAGUUCUCCAAAACUACCACUUCUCUGCCAUUCGGACAAGUCCUACUCCUACACAGGAAGCUUUGGCUGUUGCCUUUGAGAAGGAGAUGCACGUGAUGAACACACCUGAGUCAUAUUUCCAGACUAUAUCUAAAGAACUGGAGUUGAAGAGAAACAGACUUUGUCAAUAUCUCAACAAAGCUGGUUUCAAUGCCAUCACCCCUGACGGCGGGUGUUACAUCAUAGCGGAUAUAUCGAAUAUUCUAGCGCAUGCUGUGGGAAAAGACAAAAUAUCAGAGGAAGCAUUAGACUACAGAUUUGCCAAGUGGGCGGUGACAGAAAAGAAACUCUGUGUGAUGCCAUUGUCGAUAUUCUAUUCCGAGGCGCAUCGUUACAUGUCUGAGAAAUAUGUGCGGAUCUGUUUUUUGAAGACUGAUGAAACACUGGAGAAGGCAAAAGAAAUACUUGAUGAAUGGAAACAAAGUUGA